Molecule: messenger RNA, 5062 nt
Organism: Caenorhabditis auriculariae
Lineage: Eukaryota; Metazoa; Nematoda; Chromadorea; Rhabditida; Rhabditidae
Source: the annotation of a GenBank genome assembly
AUGCCGUCAUACAUACGUAAGAUAUACAUAGAAGUUGAAAAAAUUCCUAUUAAUUUUCAGAAAAAAGAAAAGUCUUGAAAAACGUUGAAAACGUUCAAUCCAAAAAAAGCAAGCAAAACCGGUUGAGGGAUUACUUAAGGGUACUUCGGAGUCAUUGACUCAGCUGUUCAAAAUGAUCUAAAAAUAAGAAAUAAUGUAUAAAACUGAUAGAAACGUAAAAAAAUAACAAAAAAAACUUUCGAAAUCUUCCAAGCACGUCGCGGUGUUUGCACAAUCUAAGACUACCGUAACGCAAAUUCGAAAAAUGAAAGCCUUUUUCAUUUUUUUAUAAAUAAUUAAUCAUUUUCAUCAUUAAUUAGUAACUACUCGGAACAGUAUCAAAGUACAAAAAAAUCCAUCAAUUUGGAAAAAUUCAUAACUUCUUCUUCAACCGCUCAAAAAAAUAAAUAUUUUUCACAACUUCCCAAUGAAAAAUUUCUUAUAAUUAUAUUUUUUUCAGUUCUCACAACCCUCCUAGCCACAGUUUUCGGCGCUUCAGUCAACUUUCAAGCCCAGGAUACCAAUAAUCUACCGGAAAAGUCGCAUCUAAGCCAAAUCGUCUACAUCAAUGACUUGGAAGUCGGGAGGAACGUUUUUAACUUUCCGAACAACAUGAAUGUUCGCAUUUUCUAGAUGUUUUGCUGGAAAAUUGAUAAUUUUAGGUUUAUAUAUUUGCUUCGAAAGACGAAGACGCUGAGAUGUACGAGGAACGGAUUAAAUUGGUGCCGACAGUGGAGACCUACAUAAACAGAGAUGUUAGGUAACAUUUGUUCAUUCCUUUAAGGAAAAAAUGAAUCCAGGUUUAGCUUGAUAUAAAAAAAGCAGGUUACUGUAGUUUCACUUCGGUAGUCGUAUUAGGACCAAAAAAAAACACAGUUCGAACAUCCUAUUUUCAAAUUUUACUUUAGCUUGUUACAAAAUAAUGAACCCAGGUUUAGUGAUCCAUUCACGGAUCCAGGUAAUGAAUCCGUGAAUGUUCCUUUAAUUUCAAGCGAGUUUUAAGACCUGCUUUCUAUAUAAAUUCCUUUAAAACUAGCCUAACCUUCCAGUUUGAAGUUUCACUAGUCAUAGCCAACUGAAACUGUAUCCUUUUUAAAAUAGUCUGUACAGAUUUCAAAUGUCAAGUCCUCGCUCAAGCUCCGCCCCCUAAUUGCGCGAUAAACCAAUCAGAGAGCGAGCCAUUCACAGAGCGUUUUCAAAUGACGUCAUUCUACUUGAAAUUCAAAAUCUGAACAGACUAUACAAAAAACUACCAAUCUCUCUCUCAAAACUUGCUCAAAAUUCCAGUUUUUCCGAAGCGACCAAGUUCGCUCAAUGGCCAAGGACGCCGACCUUCAGUAUGGCUUACAACUCGAUAACCGUGAUCAACAACAACUACGGGAAGGCGUCCAUGGCGCAUCCCGGGAUCAUCUACUUCGUCGUCGCCAACAACGACGACUACGGUAAUCGAUAAAAGUUAAGGAAAACGAAAUUUUCCAGUGAAUUACGUGUACGAGACGACGCCCGACGUGAAGAACGUCCAAGUGACGUCACCACAUCUUGGCAACGUCUACGUCACUUUAAUCAAUCCCGCGGGGAACUUUGCUCUGUCGAACUUCCAAGGAGUCUUUGGGGUGAAAUAAUUUCUUCUCUACAGUUUGGAAUAUUCUGACCUGUCUGCGCUCUCUUUUCCCUCAUGGAAACAUGGAAAUAGCGCGUAACUCGAGAGAGCGGAGAGAAAAUUAUUUCUCAAGUUUUGGCGAAUGCCGAAUGGUUCAAACAGUCUAAAAAAACAAAAACAAAGUGAAAACAAAUAGUCUAUUCAAAUACGGCUUGCAAAUCCCUGAAAGUUCGCUCUAACAAACAAAACUUCAAGUGGGUUCAGGGCACUAUAAAACUUCAAAAAAAAAGAGGUGACCGAUCAGAGUCAAAGUUCCUUGAAGCAAAUUACCGACAUUGAGAAGCUGGAUUUUUCUUUGUAGCUCGUUAAAAACUCAAAUUUGGUGAGGAAUUUUUUGAAUUGUUCAAAAUGAAAUACGUACCCUGCUCAGAUUUUAAAGUAUUUUUUUCAAAACGGAGUGAAUCAAAAAAAUUUGGAACAUUUUUCGUGAAUAUUUUGACAAAUAAUUAAUUUUUUUCUUCUACGAGUCAGCUAAUGAAAAAAAGUCUAAAUUAUGGCUUUAUUAACCAAAAAAAUUUAAAUAAUUUGUUUUUUUGAUAUGAAAAAAAUCCUAAAAAUCGUUUUUCCUCAUUGAAAUAGUUUUGGCGCCAAUAAAAAAAUACAGGAAAAAAAUUUUUCUCGAUUUGUCAAAAAUUUUCAUGAAGUAGGAACGUGAUUUAGUUAUUAAAGUCUUGAUUUAUUUAUCAAACGUGAUUUAUUUUUAUUAGACGUGAUUUAUUCAAAGUUUCGUGUGAAAUUCAAAAUUCUUGUUUUGAAACGAAAGUUCAGAUGACGUUCGUCACCCUGACUGCUGGAGGCGUCGCUCAAGGACAAAACUCUUCCUUCGAACUUUUUGCUCUAACGUAACCCCAUCAUAAUCUUCCUCAACAAAAACCGUUUUAAGAGAAAAAUCGGCCAGGACUAAAGCAGCGCUGCUGAUCCAAGAACCAGUGGUCACACUUCGCAAGCAGUUCGCCAUUUCGGAGAGCAGCUUCAGCUUCGAUUCUCAGUCGCUUCAAGGUGGGGAAGUGAAAAACUGGAAUUUUACGAAAAGAUCCGGGGUUUUUUUUUGAUAGCUAAUCUUGAAGGUGAGAUUUGGAAGAAUGGUUUUUCGUUGGUUACAACCCCCCCCCCCUUUUUUUCGAGGUAUGAAGCUUCCAAGCCGCCAAAAUACGCAAAUUAUGACAAAAAAGCACUUUUUUCAAGCUUAUGAAGCGUCUUAACUUGAGAAUAAGAUCAAUUACGGAACUUUUUUUUCUUGUUCUGCUGUCUGGAGGUCCAAAAGUGCCUUUCAGCAAAGUUGCAUCAAAAGUUAAAGUUUGCAUCCCUUUAAAAAAAGUCCGCUCAAAAAGUCCCCUAGAAAAAUUCCCUCCAAAAAUCCCCUUUAAAUUUAACUAGCCAUAGCCAACUAAAACGAAGUCUAUGUUUUUUUUUUCCUCAUUAGUUGAUUGGAUUUGGUUCUAAACUGAUCAAGUGCUCCACAAAAAAAUUAAAAAAAUAAAGAAUUCCGUCAUUUCGGUAGUGGUUCGCUUUUUUUUCCUAUCUUUUUUUUGUUGCUUUUAUUUAAAAAAAUAAGAUAAAAUUUAUAGGACUUGAUAAAUGUUUCUUCGAGAUGUAGCGGCACCAAACUUAAUCUUAAUCUAUCCUCAUAUUAAGCCGCUCUGAAACAGCCGAUCGAAGUUCCCAUGAACUGGUCGGACGUCUCGAUCGCCAUGUCGCCCAACUACAUGCUCCGUGAAGAUUCCACCUCCACGUCCUACGUUUUCAACGCGUCUCUCGACAAUUCUCAGUUCGACAUCGACGUCGGUUUUCCUUAUCAAUCAAUGUGUUUUUUGCUGUUUUCGGGGCUGGCAAAACACACGUAUAAUACCUUGUUUUUAGUGCAAAAAUCGUUUUGCAAACAAAUUGAGAGAACGAAUUUUGAAAUCGUAUAGAAAAAUUGGGAGGGAUCAUCGAAAUCUAGCACUUUUUAGGAAUUUUAUAGGUUGUUCUGAGAGUCAUGAUACUAUUUUGAGUUUCUACAAGUUCGAGAUGAUGUUUAAGCUUCUAGUUUUGAAACUGUUUUGAAAUCUGUUAAAACUCAAAUCACCGGAUGGUCGCACGUGGAAUGGAUCAAAGCGUUCGAUCUGCGCCAAAAAAUUAUCAGAUCCAGCUUUCAAAUGUCAAUUUCCAAGCGCAACGCAACCGCGACGCUCUGAGCCAUUCUAAGUGCGACCACGAAAAACUUCAAUAAAUAUUUUUCUGCAGCUGACCGGCGACAUCGACCCGUCCAGCACUCUAACAAUCACCUAUGAUGGCUACGACGGUCAGGGAUCAGAAACGUAAGUUUGUUCAUAAAACUUCUCGGAACGGACAUUUCUGGACAUUUCUAGGGAUCACUUAAGGGUUCUGACGCUACUUAAGUGGUCACUAGAAACGCCCAGAAACGUCCGUUUUGUGUCAUUUUUGUCCGAGUUUGAAAAUGAUCAAAAGCCUUCAAAAUUUGUGAAAGAUCAACAAAAAGAUCAAAAAAGUGGCUCAUAAUUUAAUCAAAUAACAAUUUUAAAAAAAGAUUUGUGAGCCUAAAAAAAUAAUUUUUUUCAGAAGAUCAACUUUUCAGAGACAUUCAAGGCAACAAGUAAAAAUGAAUACUUUUUGAAAUUUAUAAAAAAACUAGAAAGAUGAAACUGACAUAAGUCUUGCACUUUUUUUUUGAUGAAAUCGCUGUCUUUGCUGUGAUAUUUUGAUACAAAAAAGUUUACUUCCUUUCGAAUCAAAAAUCAGGAGUUUCAAUAUAUAUGACGCACCUUAAACUUUCUACAGUUUCUGCAGGGAAAAAAUAAAAAAUGAAGGUGUUUCAAUAUAUAUGACGCACCCCAAAUUUUCCAAUUUCUGUUGACAAAACUUCCAGGAAAAGUCUAAUUUUUCAAUUUUUCAUUUUAGACUUUCAAACAAGCCCGGUUUAAACAAGGUGUUCCGGAAUACUCGCGGUAAAACUCUCAAGAUCGACUACAAACGUGGCGACAACGACCGGACUGUUGGGAUUUUGGCACAGGUGCACUGCCGACGUGAGUUGAUGCGCAGCGAAAUUUAUAUCUCAGGAAAAAUGGUCGUGAAAACUGAAUUGAAUAAGCUGCUUCUAAAGCCCCAAAGGAGAAUAGAUAAACAUUUAUGAAGGUCUUACGACAAAGAUGACCAUUUCAGUGUUAAUUUGAGCCGUGUUUGACUUUUCGCCCUAAAAAAACCUUCUAGAACCUAAUAAAAAACCUAGUUUUCACCUGAUUAUCAAUAGAGCGCAAAAUAAUUACUAAAACGGCUAUUUUUUGAUCUUAUAUUUCAGAACCGGCCGCUCCUCGAUUCCUCAUCGGCAUUCUAACCGUCCCACUGCUCCGAUACCUUUUCUAA